AUGGCUAGUCCCUUGAUGGGGUGUGUUCCACGGCCGUCGGUGGUGUUGGCAGAAAUGGAGUUUGAGGAAGAUGAUGAAGGGUCCUCAGUGUUUUCGUCCAGGAGCUCGAGGAGAACGAUGUCGGAUCUGUUUUUUGGAGGUGCCGUUGGAGAUUGGGUAUUCAAGCCUGAGGAUAAGGCUGAGUAUAUCAAGAACGUAUGCGUGUGCAUGGGAAUCACGGAGAGGAACUUUUGCCGUGUCCGUAGUAUGCAGUUGUCUGUGCCAGGAACUGCAGUGCAGAGUGUGCGGUAUAUCAACGAUUAUUACGGGAUCGGAGGUGAAAAACGGAUGGGAGCUGACAGCAAAGAGAAGGUUUUGGUUUUUGGGACGUCAUUGGUGGCUGUCUGGUUUCUGUGUGAUCCAGAUAAGGCGUUUCUGACAAGAGUUGCGGCGUUGGAGGACGUUCCACCAGCUUAUGAUUUUUGGCACUUGACAGAGGAUGCCUUACAAGGUGUAUCAGGUUGGUUGGAAAAAGGAAGGUAUGGUGUAAGCGGAUUAGGCGCAGUUGUUGGAUCUUCGAAAAGCCAGUGGACGCCGGAGGAUGUGCGUCGUCGAGUGUACCGAGAUUUGCGCCUGCACAAUGACUUCCAAUUUACGCAGCUGUGUGUUUGUGUGGGAACAAAUGACAUUAAGCAUAUGUGUAACCUGAGGUCUGGGGCGAAAUAUGCAACAAUGACGGAGUUGUACGCUGCAAUGAGGGUGUACUUUGCAAAGCUGGCAGAGGUUUUCAAGUGUCCGGUUUUUGCAUUGGGCGCUUCUCCUCCAGGGAAGUGGGAAGGAGGCAGGACAAAAUUUUGGCGGGAUCGGUAUGGGAAUCCGGUGUUUCCUUUGAUGGAGGAAGAUGGAUCUGCCGGGUCAAUGGAGUCCAGAUUGGAAGCGGCAAAUAUGUGUCAGAGGGUGUUGGCAAAAAUGUUGGAAAAUGAUGUUGGUGGCGUUAUUGGAAAGCAUAUACGUGCCCUGGAUGGUGGGCUUUGCCUACUCCGUUGAGCUAUCUGACAAGAUACGUGAAGGUGUCAUACUUGUCUUUUUCAUCAUUUGGGCAUAUCAAUCCUCGUGCCUUUAUCUGGUUUGCGAGGGAUCAUGCAGUGGCGAUUUUGUUUGCUGUGACAAUAACGGCGGGUGAUCCUUUGAAGGAGACUUUGUUGUGUCCUGGACAAGGACCCAUGUGGAAGGAUGAUGGGACGGCGGUGGAGGGCAAGCCGCCAAAUUCAAACCACAGGCAUUUUGUUUGUCAAAGUUAUCGUCCGUGUCUUUUUGAUGCUGUGGGAAAGGUGGAGUUUGGGGGAAAGGGUAUUAAGGCAAACCCAUUUCAUAAAUGUGAGUCGCUGUUGGAUGGUGGGUAUGACGAGACCUUUGCUACGGAUUUGGUGGUCUCCAUUACUCGCCAGCGUGGGAAGGAUGGUUGAUUUGUUCCAGGAGAUGUGGUGAUAGUGAAGGCAACGGGUGUGGAAAAGGUGGUGGCUGUUGUGCACCAGAAGUCAUACUGGGUCGUUGGACUUGGUGGUUGACAGUUGGUGUUGGACGACAAAGUUCGGGAUGCAAAAAGGGUGGUGUAGGAGUUGUCUGUUUGGUUGAUGAUCUUGGUUGUAAUGCGUAUUGCGGGUAUCUGAUGUGUAAAGAUUGGGAUAGGAGGUUGGGGGCGGUUGUUGGCAUUUUGUUCGUUGAAAGGUUGGAGGGGGGAUGUACGGGGUCAGUGAUUAAUACUUUGUUGACGCAUUGAAAUGAUGAGUUUUGGUACUUUGCAAUACGGGUGUUUGUUCAUUUUGUUCAUGGUUGGCAAAGAGAAUCAUUUGAAGCAUU
Messenger RNA from Notodromas monacha, 1839 nucleotides. The record is from the annotation of a GenBank genome assembly. Lineage: Eukaryota; Metazoa; Arthropoda; Ostracoda; Podocopida; Cyprididae.